Priapulus caudatus is the source of this 410-nucleotide messenger RNA. Its product is annotated as zinc finger protein 512-like. The record is from RefSeq and is a predicted model, not a curated record. The transcript has 3 exons. Lineage: Eukaryota; Metazoa; Priapulida; Priapulimorpha; Priapulimorphida; Priapulidae. Bases 8 to 328 code for a protein of 106 amino acids.
UUUGUCCAUGCAGGCAAAAGCAACGAGCUUCUCAUGUCAAAUCUGUGGGAAAGAAAUCAAGAACAAAGCGUCUCUCAACUACCACUUCAUGGCCGAGCACAACGGGCUGGAGGAGGAGAUGCGUGACGAUGACUCGCCGGAUAAGCGUCGAACAGGGCAGAACUGCCUCGCGCUCAAGGUCGUGCUGAAGAAGCAAGGCAAGCUGCGAUGCCAGGUGCGGGACUGCGGUCGCUCCUUCCUCUCGGCCGACGGAUACCUCUACCACUGGAAGACGUGCGGCAAGGAGGUGAUAUACGGUCGACUGCGAGGCUGUGCGGAAAGAAGCUGAAAGCAGGGAAGCCUCACCCUACCUACAUGCGAGCAGCAUGCACUGGAAGGAGGAGGCGGCCCAGAAGCUGAGGGAGGAGGUC